This is a messenger RNA of Peronospora matthiolae, 591 nucleotides long. NCBI's taxonomy places the organism in Eukaryota, Oomycota, Peronosporomycetes, Peronosporales, Peronosporaceae. The record is from the annotation of a GenBank genome assembly.
AUGUCGGGGAGCGGACGGAAGAGUGCGUACCGCAAGGGCGUGGCCAAGCGCGUGCUCUACGGCGAGCCAGAGCCCAAGGAGAAUGAGGUCAUCGUCUGCGUCACCGCGCUACGAGGCAGUAACUUGUUUGAGGUGGUGGACGCUCACGGAGUCAAGUCCGUGACGAUGAUGCCGACAAAAUUCCGCAAACUCAUUUGGAUUAAACGAGGGGAUUUUCUGAUCGUUGGAGAGGGUGACGGAGGUGAGGCUACAACUGCCACGGGCAAGAAGGGCGCUGUAACGUCCAUCGUGGUGCACAUUCUGUACAAGGAACAGAUCAAGAAUUUAAAGCAGAAAGAUCUUUGGCCUGCGGAAUUUAACACGUUGCCUACUGGAUCGACGUGGGCUCAAGAAGAUGCUGUAAAUGUCGAGGAAGAGCAGAAAGAUGGGGAAGACGCAGAUGCCGAUGAACAAGAGUCCCAGCCGGCUGUGUCUCUGGACUCAAGCAAAAUCACGCUAGUGGAUGACAGAUUUGCACAAAUGCACGUGAAUCGAAAUCGCCGCAAAGGCCACUUUGAUGAAGAAGAAAAUGACGAUAGUGAUGAAGACUGA